AUGUCUUUUAAGCGUAUUGAACACACCGAUAUCCCAAACUCUGAGCUAGUAAAAUGCAUAGACUUGACAAGUGCUGCUCUUGGUAGUUCGAUUGUUGCUGUCAGUGAUGAAUUCUUUGGAAAAGCUGAAAACUUAAUAAGCCCAGCAAGCCCUAUUCAUAAACCUGAUCAUUUUGUUGACACCGGUUAUUGGAUGGACGGAUGGGAAUCAAAACGCCAUUGUCGUACUCAUGACUGGGUCAUCAUUAAACUUGGAUUUCCUGGAUCUUUGAGUGGAUUUGACAUUGACACCAGUUACUUUAUUGGAAACCAAGCAUCAGCUGCUAGUGUAGAGGCUACAUUUGCGCUUGAUGGGGAGGAUGUAGAGAGCAAGAACACCAAAUGGACUACAGUACUUCCCAAGGUCGAUCUCCCUCCAAACUCUCACAAUGUGUUUGUACUUUCCAAGUCAGCACCUGUCUGUACUCACAUUCGCCUCAACAACAUUCCUGAUGGUGGUAUUGCUCGUUUCCGUGCAUAUGGAAAUGUCAAUCCUAUCUUACCCAAGGACCCUUCGGAUGUGAUUGACUUGGCAUUUGUCGGUAAUGGAGCCAAGAUUACACAAGUCAGCAACCAAUUCUACACACCUGCUAGCAACCUUUUACUUCCAGGACGCGGAGUACAUAUGGGAGACGGAUGGCAGACAAAUCGAUCUCGUCAGCCUGGAAACUCGGAUUAUGUUAUUAUUCGUCUUGCGACCAAGGGGCACAUUCUCAAGAUUGAGCUUGAUACUUCUCACUUCAAAGGAAACUUCCCUGACAAGGUUACGCUACAGGGCACAAACUCGGCGGAGGAUAUUCCUCCUUUAGGUUCCAAAUGGACAGUCCUUGCUGAUAAUGUUGAAACUGGACCCCAUGGAUUGUUCUAUUUUGAUUCUCUUGUUCCUAAAACUGCAUUCACUCACGUCAAGCUGAUAAUUAUUCCAGAUGGAGGAUUGAAGCGAGUUCGUCUUUGGGGUGUUCCUGAGGGUGGAAAGAUCCCUACCUUACCCAUCAAAAUCCCCUCUCUCCUCAACAAGCCCAUGAUGAUAGCUCAACCUUUGACAAGAGAGGAUUUUGCACCUUACGGUGAUGUGAUCCAGGCUAGUUCUGGGAUUGCUGUCACAAGUGCCAACCAAGGCACGGCUGAGAAAUACCAUCAGGUUGGACAGGUUAUCAAUGAGUUUGCAAAAGGUAGGGGACGGUCCCAUCUGUCUGUCUUUCACUGCAGACCGAUAACCGAGAUCCCUUUUACUGUCAAACUGCUUGAGAGACAUCCUUACUCUAGCCAGGCAUUUAUACCCAUGACUGAUGGGCGGGUCCGUGGAUAUCUUGUGGUGGUGGCCUUGAACGGAGAGGAUGACAAACCGGACAUGAAGACACUCAAGGCGUUUAUUGCAUCAUCGACCCAGGGAAUUAAUUACAGAGAAGGCAUCUGGCAUCAUCCAAUGAUCGCCCUGGAAAACGAGACUGACUUUGCGUGCCUGGUGCAUGAGAGCGGAAUUCCAAAGGAUGAUUGUAAUGAAGUGGAUGUAGAAGAGGUUGUGGUGGAUAUUCCAGGAUUCCAUGCAUAA
Phycomyces blakesleeanus NRRL 1555(-) is the source of this 1590-nucleotide messenger RNA. RefSeq lists its product as hypothetical. Gene Ontology annotation, molecular function: ureidoglycolate hydrolase activity; allantoicase activity; ureidoglycolate lyase activity. The coding region runs from base 1 to 1590 and encodes 529 amino acids. Gene Ontology annotation, biological process: allantoin catabolic process. Lineage: Eukaryota; Fungi; Mucoromycota; Mucoromycetes; Mucorales; Phycomycetaceae. The record is from RefSeq and is a predicted model, not a curated record. The transcript is spliced from 6 exons.